Trematomus bernacchii (emerald rockcod) is the source of this 2132-nucleotide messenger RNA. RefSeq names its product regulatory factor X, 5 (gene rfx5). Gene Ontology annotation, biological process: regulation of transcription by RNA polymerase II. Gene Ontology annotation, molecular function: RNA polymerase II cis-regulatory region sequence-specific DNA binding; DNA-binding transcription factor activity, RNA polymerase II-specific. Lineage: Eukaryota; Metazoa; Chordata; Actinopteri; Perciformes; Nototheniidae. The record is from RefSeq and is a predicted model, not a curated record.
AGACGUUGGCUUUGUAGUCAGGCAGACAUAACAAAGUCGUCCAAUCACAAAAAAAUCUGAAAGGGGAUUUUUGCUGUAUCUUGACUCAGAUGGUGUUUCUCAGCGCUAGUUGAGGAUGUCGGAGGACCAGCGGCAGGUCGAGGCCUCUCAGGGGGGGGGGGGCGGGUGUGAGGGCGACACGGAGCCCAGCAUGCUGCUGCAGAAACUCAAGAGCAACAUCUCCAAAGAUGUUCAGACCAAAGUGGAUCAGAUCCUGCAAGAUGUUCAGCGUUUCUCCGACAACGAAAAGCUGUACCUUUACCUCCAGCUGCCCUCGGGACCCAGCACCGGGGACAAGAGUGUGGGGGACUGCUGCUCCUUCAACACAGCUGAUCAGCUGCACACCUGCAACUGGAUCAGGAGUCACCUGGAGGAGCAUUCAGACACAUGCUUACCCAAACAAGACGUCUACGAGACAUACAGGAGAUAUUGUGAGAUUCUUCAACAUCGCCCUCUCAGCGCCGCUAACUUCGGGAAGAUAAUUCGAGACAUUUUCCCCAACAUCAAGGCUCGCAGGCUGGGAGGCAGAGGGCAGUCCAAGUACUGCUACAGCGGCAUCAGGAGGAAGACUGUGCUCAACAUGCCUCUGCUGCCCAACCUGGACCUGAAGAACGACCCGGCGGAGCUGACAGAGUUGGUGCAGACGUAUAAACAGGAAGUGACGGAGGCGGCGUGCGAGCUGAUCUGUGAUUGGGCGCAGAAGAUCCUGAAGCGCUCGUUCGACACGGUGGUGGAAAUCGCCCGAUAUCUGAUCCAGGAGCACAUCGUGAACCCUCGCUGCAGCCAGGCUGAGCUGGUGACCUCCGCUGCACUCGCAGGAGGUCCAGCCAAAUCCCACAAAGUCAUCAAGAAGACGGUGAUUUCUAAAGCAGACAGCGAAGGAGCAGCUGAUCACAAGAAGGACUUCGGGGACUCUUCUUCCUCGUCUUCUUCACUGAGGCCUGGAGACAAAUCAGCUGCAGCAGUGAAGCCUCUGGACGCUCCUCUUCCUCCUUCAUCCUCCUCUUCCUCGUCUCUGCGGCCUGCGGUGGAGGCCUUCAUGAAGCAGUUACCCAGAAUCCUCCCUCGCUCUUCCCUCCCCGAUAAGACUCACCUGUCUGUUAGCUCCUCCCCUUCUCUGUUAGCUCCUCCCCCCUCGCUGGCUCCCAAAGACCCCCCAGGUAUGGGAGGAGCUUCGGCCCCCGGAGGUCAGGUGAAGGUCAUCUCCAUGGGGGGCGGGGCUCUUCCAGUGAUGAUCCUCCCACAGAGCGUCCUGACCUCCGCCCCCCCGCCCCCCCCUCAGCUCUCAGCCCCCACCUCGGUGCUACAGAAGCCCCGGGGUCAAGGGUCAGGGCUCACCAAACGCCCCCCCUCUGACCCCUUCCCCGCCCCCCUCCCUCUGAAAAGAAAGCGAGGACGACCCAGGAAACCGCGCCCAGAAGAAGCCCCGCCCCCUCUUCCUCCGGCUGUUCUCUCACCCAAACCCCCUCCCCCCUCUCACAUGCCAAUCAUCACCUCGGUAACGGGGGGGGUCAUCCAGCUGUUGCAGAGCGCUCCCCCCCCCCAUUGGGAGAUUCAGGGGGUCAUUCAGAAAGCCCCGAGACCAGGAAACAACAUGUUGGCUGUUCCAUCAGCUGUGCUGCCCCCCCCCCACGCUGCACGAUGAUGACCAGGUGGAGAUCACCCUCACCCCCGUGGAGCUGCACCUGGACACGCCCACUUCCUAUUCGUCCGCUCCCACUUCCUGUUCCUCCCUCACGGUGAUGAAGAGGAGGGAGGAAGAGGAGGGGGGGGAGGGGGGCUCUAAGAGACAAUAAUGGUGCUUUUCCACUGCAGCGCGGUUUAAGCGUGGAGACGCAGCAUAAAGUGAGCCUGGCCUACCAAGGCCUAACGAGGCCUAACGAGGCCUACCAAGGCCCUGAAGUGGAAAGGCGCCAUAACUCUCUUCUAUCAGCUGUUUAACCUCACCUGGAACAUUAAGCCCCGCCCCUCUUUUGGCCUCUUUCCUCUUCCUGGUGUGUGUGUGUGUGUGUGUGUGUGUGUGUGUGUGUGUGUGUGUGUGUGUGUGUGUGUGUGUGUGUGUGUGUGUGUGUGUGUGUGUGUGUGUGUGUGUG